ACAAUCGCAGCCACUGUCUGAUGAUGAUGGCGAUGCUGGGAGUUUUCAUCUCUGCCGUCCUGUUCCUGGGCACAGCACAGGGAGCUUCUUUGGGAGCUGUGCUCACUGAAGGAGGGAUGGUGCAGGGAAAGAGUCGUAGUGUUGGUCUCUUUCGUUACAUGGACACAUUUAAGGGAAUCCCCUUCGCCGCUCCACCCAAAAGAUUUGAGAAGCCAGUUGCUCACCCAGGCUGGGAAGGUGUCCUGAAAACAACUGACUACAGAAAGAGGUGUCUGCAGCUCAAUCUUCUUGCUACUGAUGUUAUCGGCAGUGAAGACUGUCUUUAUCUAAACAUCUGGGUCCCUCAGGGUAGAACCGUUUCCUCCAACUUGCCUGUUAUGGUGUUCAUCUAUGGCGGUGCUUUUCUGCUUGGCGGUGGUCAGGGAGCAAACUUCUUGGACAACUACCUGUAUGAUGGAGAGGAGAUGGCAGACAGAGGAAAUGUCAUUGUGGUGACGUUCAACUACCGUGUCGGAGCCUUGGGAUUCAUGAGCACCGGAGAUGAUGGCAUUCCUGGAAACUAUGGUUUGUGGGAUCAGCAUGCUGCAAUCUCCUGGGUUCACAGGAACAUCAAGGCUUUCGGUGGAAAUCCAGACAACAUCACACUCUUUGGGGAAUCAGCAGGGGCAGCCAGCGUCAACUUCCAGAUUAUUACACCUAAAAACAAGGGCAUGAUCCGAAGAGCCAUCUCUCAGAGUGGUGUUGCUCUCUGUCCCUGGGCCAUCAGCAGAAAUCCAAGACAAUUUGCUGAGGAGAUUGCAACCAAAGUAGGAUGUCCCAUUGAUAGCGGGAUGGCAGAUUGUCUGAAAAGGGCAGAUCCAAAGGCUGUAACUCUUGCUGGGAAAUUGAAGUUAACAUCAUCUCCUGAUGCCCCUAUUGUGCACAAUCUGUAUCUGUCCCCCGUCAUCGAUGGCGAUUUCAUCCCUGAUGAGCCUGAAACUCUUUUCGGGAAUGCUGCUGACAUCGACUACAUCGCUGGAGUCAACGACAUGGACGCACACAUCUUUGCCACCAUUGACAUUCCCUCAAUCAACAACGCUCUGACAACCACCCCUGUAGAGGAGGUCCAGGCUCUCGCUACUGCCCUGUCCAGAGACAGAGGACAGGAUGCUGGAAUUGCAACUUUCCAGGAGUACACGGUCAACUGGGGAGAUAAACCAAAUAAAGAGAAAGUCAAGCAGACAGUUGUGGAAUUGGAGACAGACUACAUGUUCCUGGUGCCAACUCAAGCAGCCCUGUACCUCCAUACUGACAAUGCCAAAUCUGCCCGAACCUUCUCAUACCUGUUCACUGAGAGUUCUCGUAUUCCUGUCUUCCCUCUGUGGAUGGGUGCCGAUCAUGCCGAUGAACUUCAGUAUGUGUUUGGAAAGCCUUUCGCCACUCCUUUGGGCUAUUUCCCUCGCCAUCGGGACGUCUCCAAAUACAUGAUUGCCUACUGGAGCAACUUUGCUCAGACUGGGGAUCCUAACAAAGGCGAGUCCAAGGUUCCCGUAACCUGGCCUGAGUUCUCCAACCCUGGCCAUCAGUAUCUGGACAUCAACAAUAAGAUGAACAAGAACAAUGUGAAGCAGAUGUUGAGAACACGCUUGGUUUACUACUGGACCACCGUCUUUGCCAGUUACCCAACUGUCAGGAACUGAGCACUGACAGUCCAACUGUAAAAUCAUGCAGCCCAGAAUUAUUGAGUCUCAUUAAGCAUUUAAUAUGGUGCUAGGAUUCAUGUAAUAAAAUAAAUGAUGAUCAAAA
Messenger RNA from Danio rerio (zebrafish), 1785 nucleotides. It is a transcript of the gene cel.1, whose product is annotated as carboxyl ester lipase, tandem duplicate 1. Lineage: Eukaryota; Metazoa; Chordata; Actinopteri; Cypriniformes; Danionidae. Gene Ontology annotation, molecular function: triacylglycerol lipase activity; sterol ester esterase activity; acetylesterase activity. Gene Ontology annotation, cellular component: extracellular region. Gene Ontology annotation, biological process: retinol metabolic process. The record is from RefSeq and is marked validated.